AUGUCUGCCUUUGACGAGAACGAGGCGUCUCUGCUCGCCUCCGCUAUGACCCCGGAUGUCGCUCUAACUAUCAACGGUAAUGAUGAGUCGGGCUUCGAACACGUUCAGGCCCACAGCCUCAACACUGUGGGCCCGAUGGAUACGAUCCAUUUUGUAACCAACAUUCGCAUUGACGUUGCGGACAAUGACGCCGCCAUUGCGACGUUGACCGCAAAUACCCUGGCUCAGCAUUACCUUCGUGGAAAUAGACUUCGCUCGAGCGAGAGAAGGCUGCUCGGAGGAUCAAAACAUGUCAUGGAGCUCAGUGAAGACGAGAAAAAUGGGCUUUGGAAGGUCAAUUUGUGGCACUUCAAGACAGUAUGGAGAGAGGGGGGUACAAGGUCGUUGCACCCGAAAGCUGAGUUGCUUUCGCUCUUGCGAAAGUAA
Messenger RNA from Colletotrichum gloeosporioides, 426 nucleotides. RefSeq lists its product as uncharacterized. The coding region runs from base 1 to 426 and encodes 141 amino acids. The transcript has a single exon. NCBI's taxonomy places the organism in Eukaryota, Fungi, Ascomycota, Sordariomycetes, Glomerellales, Glomerellaceae. The record is from RefSeq and is a predicted model, not a curated record.